GGUUAUCAUUGUUUUUGAACCAUACACAUAUUUUAUUUCUUUCCACGUUAGUUUCUGAGCUUCAUCGAAAUUAAUUUUGACUUUCACUAAGUGAGGAGGGGAAGCAUGCGAGACUCUUCAGUUCACGGUCCACGGAAUGCAACUUCCGUCCACGGUCGACAACUUCCGACGGGAAGUUCUGAACACGUACGCAAGCAGGAACACGUAACUACUACAUUUUAGGAAUAUUGCAAGGUAAGCGGAAGUGCAAAUACCUCUCCAGUUAUUUGCUCAUUCAUUCACAAGGAACCUACGAAGACAGUCUUAAAGUUUUUAUAUUUGAAUUCAGAGCUGUGGCAACUAGAAUUUACAUUUCUGUUUGUAGUCAAGUAACUGCGAAAUUAUUUUAUACUGUCUUUCUUGAUCUACUGUCGUAAGUUAAGUUUCUAUUCAAUUGCGUUCAAGUUUUUGCGUGAGGCUGUGUAAGAAUCACGUAACCGGCAGUAGCGUUUUAUUUCUUGCCAGUAGAAAGCGUUGUCUUCGUUAGAUAAUUUUCAUUGCUAGAUGAUUCCAACCAAGUCAGUCUUUUCGUUAGUAUUUGCUGGCGCCGUUUUAGUUUUGUUAAGAGUUUCACUACCGAACCUGAUUACGCCACAAAUUGUAAGUUCGUCUCUAUUUCAUGUAGCUUUGUCAUUAUCCUUGUUGUUGUUUGUAUCAAUUGUUUAUUUUCAGUCGAAUCACAUUUACACAUCAACACAUCUUUACAUCUAAAUAUUUGUCUCUUUGGAAAUGAGAUUAAACGUGCAUUCAUGUUGUGGCGCAAAACAUCUAGUAUUUACCUAAAAGAGCAAAAAAGCUUCAUGAUAUUGUAUCAAAUGGCGACAUAUGUUUUUCUUUCUAAACAUGAAAUAAAGAAAUCCAAGGGACAUUAGUUAUUAUCAGACAGAAAUAAAAAAUCAAGCAGUGACAGUUUCGCAUGGAAGUCCAGCCAUUCAUCAAUUAAACUCCGAUUUCUAAAUUUUAUAUUAUAUUAUGUAAACUUUAGCUCCCAAAAGUUUGGACGGACUCCAAAUGAAAUUAUAAAAGAAAAAAAUUAAGGCUUCCAACUUACCUGAGACGCGGUUUGGAGCUUGUGUGAUGUGCGGCAGUGCUUAACAUGAAUGUCUGUAAAAAAAACCUUCCAAUGCCCUAAAAGUACUAUUAUUUUUAAUAACAACACUCCUUGCGCAUUGGGUGGUAAUGAUCGAAACAAAAACUUAGAUGACCCAAAUCAUGACGCUACACUUUAACGUUAUGACUGAUUUGGGUCAUGACAUCAUAGGUUUUGUUUAUUCUGAGAAUAAACGAACCCUGAUUCAAAUUUUCUGAAUUGAAAAAUUGCCAAAAUGGAUAUCAGUACUGAUUUCACACAAUCUAAGUUUUACAAGUUUUGGUCAAUUUAUUGUAAACGUUAAGAGUUACUCCUUAAUGGGCCUAGACAACAACAUAUUCCAAAUGAUAUCACGCCAGAAUAACAAUCAUUUAUUAUGAAAUUCUUGUAAAAUCGAAUUUUUACAGGAAGUUGCUCUAAAAAUUCAAAUUUUAAUAACAACACUCCUUGCGCAUUGGGUGCUAAUGAUCGAAACAAAAACUUAGAUGACCCAAAUCAUGACGCUAAACUUUAACGUUAUGACUGAUUUGGGUCAUGACGCCAUAGGUUUUGUUUAUUCUGAGAAUAAACGAAACCUGAUUCAAAUUUUUCCGAGUUGAAAAAUUGCCAAAAUGGAUAUUAGUACUAAUUUCACACAAUCUAAGUUUUACAAGUUUUGGUCAAUUUAUUGUAAACGUUAAGAGUUACUCCUUAAUGGGCCUAGACAACAACAUAUUCCAAAUGAUAUAACGCCAGAAUAACAAUCAUUUAUUAUGAAAUUCUUGUAAAAUCGAAUUUUUUCAGGAAGUUGCUCUAAAAAUUCAAAUUUUAAUAACAACACUCCUUGCACAUUGGGUGCUAAUGAUCGAAACAAAAACUUAGAUGACCCAAAUCAUGACGCUAAACUUUAACGUUAUGACUGAUUUGGGUCAUGACGCCAUAGGUUUUGUUUAUUCUGAGAAUAAACGAAACCUGAUUCAAAUUUUUCCGAGUUGAAAAAUUGCCAAAAUGGAUAUUAGUACUAAUUUCACACAAUCUAAGAUUUACAAGUUUUAGUCAAUUUAUUGUGAACGUUCAGAGUUGCUCCGUAAUGGGCCUAGGCAACAACAUAUUCCAAAUGAUAUAACGCCAGAAUAACAAUAAUGUAUUAUGAAAUUCUUGUAAAAUCGAAUUCAUUAGAUUAUCAGCUAUAUCCAUGAGGAAUAUAAACUAACUACAGUGGCCUUGUAACCGCAGAUAUGUUAUGGAGUUACUCGGGAAAAAGGAGAACAUUAAGUAAUGGCAAGGGCAUUGUGAAAAUGAUCGGAAAAAAAAAAUAUAUAUAUAUAAAUAUAUACAUUCAGCUGUAAACAUAAGCCAGUAAGGUCGCAAUGGUAGAGAAGCGAUUCACAGUCUUAAUCGGUUGUGCGACGUUAAUCCUCGUUUUCUUUUAUUUCAUUUCAUGCAAAUUGUUUAUUUUCAGUUUCUAACUGUCAAUAGCAACUAUAUUGAACAUCAGAAAUUAAUAAGGGUGGUCACCGCUUUCGGUUUGAGGCGCAGUACAAACAAGUAUGUUUUGCUGACUCAUUCAUCGUUGCAGAACUGUCUGAUGUGUCAUAAGUUCAACCAUGAGCUAAAAUGGUUUUCCUAAGCUGUUGUCACAGCGGAUGUGAAAGGAACAGCGCCGAAAGAGGGACUGAAAUCGCUUGAACGUAAUUUAGAUGUGGCGCUCACUCAGUAUUGGUUUCGCCGUGGAAUUACACAGCAGCAUAGCAAAUCAUGGGUGGUUUCAAAAUUAAAGGUUUGGCCAAACUUAUUAUAAGGCUCCGUCUACUAUAGGAUUACUUUUGACUCAAGUAAUAAUAGUACAUUAAAUGCGAAGACGGUAUUUUGUGCUGAUGGCUUCUCGCAACAUGGGACGAGACUUAAGAUUACGUGCAAUAUUCCAGGAUUUACUAUCCGCUCCACGAUAUCGAGACAGUUUCUAAGAUUGGAAAAGAUUAUUCAUAAUUGUCUUCUAUAAUUCUGAGAUUAGUUACUUCAUCUCAUUUUAAUUCCCCAGUCCUCAUAGCUCUCCUUAUCGUUGUUAUCCAUAAGGUUAAGCUCUGAACACAAAGGUAGCUACGCAAACUACUAAGUACCAAACAUUGAAAAUCUAACUUAUUCGAGGAACAGGGUAAUUUGGUAUUAUCAACUGAGUUGAUAACGUAAAUUGGCCACCGUAAAGAGUUUUGCGACAUAGAAAGGAAUGACAAGGACGCUGGACAACAGAAUCUCCCCAAUCAUUCUACGCAUAUGUAUCAUAUGGUAGCAAACGGUGGCCAAUUUACGUUUUCAACUAAGUUGAUAACACUAAAUUACCCUGUAAUACUCUCCUACUGACUCAGCGCCACAGUUUCUUAAGAAACUUACCCCCUUUAUUCAUUUAUCGUUUAAGAAAGUAGCAAUUGUCAUAGCCACACAUCUUUAGGUUGGUUGGAGUUUUCUAACAUUGUCGGAGUUAAACGGGAAGAUUGAUUUUUAAUAAGCUCGCAUAAAACCGUCUCAGUCUUGAACUUUUAUCCGCACUAUAUUUCUAAAAUUUUACAUUCGCUUUGGACUGUACCUAUACGGUAAUUUGAAAUCAAAAGUUUGUUCUCAAACCAAAAUCUUACGUCACGAACUUUAAUUACCACUUUCCACAUCCAUUUUUAAAGCGCAAAAUACAGGAUCUCAAAUUUUUCAUUUGCUUCUUGGAGCAAAGCGAAAUAAUAUCAUAUUACAAUGGAUAUUGGCCUUGCUUUUUUACCUUUAUUUAUAGAAACCCUUUCGCUCGCUCAGUGGCGUGUAUAUAUAUAUUUAUCACUGCAAACCUAAAGUUUACAAUCUCAGCAUGUUACAUGUGUUUUCCCAUCUGUGUUUGCUUACUGGCCUAUUCUCUUCUUAGCAUCUGCCACAGUCAGACCAGAAUCAAGAUGAAGGUUCCCAUGAAACGCUUCGUGAGUUUAGUCUCAGUACAAUACUUGCGGUAACACUACAAUGUCUGUUACUCUGGCAUGACAGAAGUGUAACAAAGUCACUUAAUUUAGAAAAUUGCCUAAGCUGUCAAAAGGUGAGACGCUUCAACCUCAAGAAAUUGAGCAGUAUUCCAACGACGUGGUGGCUCACCUCCCAAGAGAAAAUCGUGCACUAAUCGCAUCUCUAGAGGCAAAAGCUCCAGAGCUGUAUCAGCACAUGUGCCAGAACCUUUCCCACUGUGGGAAAGACUUUACGAAAGUUGGAAAGAGGAACAACAGAGACACUUGACACGAAUAUAGUAAGUUGGUGUUUCUUUUUAAACCAAUGAUUUACUUGAAUAUAUUAAAAACAGAAAAGCAGAAAUACUUGGCCAGAUAACUUUUAUUUCAUGAUGAUCUAAAAAGGAUAUAUCUCAACAGACGGUCUCCAUGGAUACCAAAUAGUCAAUACAAACACAAUACAAAAUCCUUGCUAUAAGAAAAAGAACCAUGCAGAUAAACUUGACUAACUGAUUCUGAUCUUGUAAUGUUUCUAGUUUAUUGUUCAUUCAAAUAUUUUUUUGCGCAAAGUGAAGCCUUUUUGUGCGGAAACACAUGGAUUGAUGCCGCAGUCAAUACAAGUUUGUGACAAGAAUGGCCUGCUUCAUGAACUGAAUCUGACUGAAAUUGAAAAGGUGAGCUAACCCGCACAAAAAUUGACAUGUAGAGUGUCAAGAAUAAAGUUAGUGAGGUGACUGCCAUGACUUAAUAGUCAAGAAAGUUCUAUCAAAAAAAUUAAUUACUUUUGACACAGUUUUCUGAAGGAGAAAAGUGUUCAACGUUGACUUCUUAAUUGAAUUCUUAGUACCCUUCCAGGUGUAAAGUUUACACAUUCCACCAGAAGAAUUUACCACUAAGAAAUCAAAAAAGACGUAUAUCAAGUGCUGAUUCAAUAUGACCACGAGACAGUAACGCAUCCAGCUUGGCAAAGUUUCGACCGUUUCCAGCUCGAAUUUUUUUUGGAAAUUUCCUACAUGUUUCCAGGUUUUUCUCUCAAAAGAAAGGAGGAUCUCAGGGAAAAGAACAAUUUUGUCAAGCCAAUGAUGAGUACGUCAUGUUUAAACAGUUUUCGCAAGUGUGGUGUUUUCCAUCAAAAUUAAGGCAUUCCUGGCAAAGUUUAGACCGUUUCCAGCUCGAAUCUUUUCUUAAACUUCCUACAUCUUUCCAGGUUCUUCUCUCAAAAUCAAGGAGGAUCCCAUGGAACAGAACAACUUUGUCAAGCCAAUGAUGGGUACGUCAUGUUUAAACAGUGUUCUCAAGUGUGCUGUUUUCUAGCAAAAAAUCAAGGCAUUUGAUUAUGGCACGGUUUGAUGCUACUCUGGUUUAAAGAUUUAAAGAAUGUAACCACUCAUUGACUCAUUAAAUCAGAGUAGCAUCAAACCAUGUCUGAUUGUGCAACUGGUUACCUUGUGAACUUUAAUACAUUUGAUUAUGGUUACACAUGCUUUCUUCAAGGUGUAUUGAGAAGAAGAAAAAAAAAUUAAUUUUGACAAAAACAAAGCCAUGCUCAGUCAAGUGGUUAUUGUCUAUUUAUGAAUUAUUCAAGAUCUCUAUUAUAAAGCCGAGAAUCAGUUGACUCAACGUUUUUCUAUUUUAGAAAUGUAACGUUGACCUGUAAUAAGAAAGAAAUGAAAUUAUUUGUGUGUUAAUGAUCAACACUUUUCUAAUACCCAAAUCAGCUAAGAUCUGAUCCUCCCAUGCACUUCCGAUUAAAAAAACCAAAGGAAAUUUAGAUGGCAUGUCAAGAGAUCGUCCUCUAGGUGAUGAUUCCAUUACCAUCUUACUCUACCUGAAUAUUUAAUUGAUAAAGGAGGAAGAUUUGCAUGUUUAUUAUUUCCGGGUGGUAAGUGUUUAAAUGAAAAGUUCUGCGCACACAGGAAAUAUAAACUGUUUUGGUUCUUUUCUCUACAGUUUUUUCCUUUUAUCUGAAUGCCUUUAUUUUGCCUUCGUCACAGAUCAGGGCGUCGGUAACACUACAAUGACUUCGUUACUCUUGCAUGACAGAACUGUAACAAAGUUCAUAAUUCUACCUAGUUAAAUUUAAAAAACUGCCUGAACUGUCACAAUUGCUGAAAGACUUACAUGAGAAAAACAAGAAGACGAACAAAGGAAAAAAACAAAAAGUAUACAAGAAAAAGAAAGAAAUGCAAAGAAAACAAACAAACAAACAAAACGAAACCAAUCCAAGAAAAGCGUUGGGUAGCCUUCUGAAGGCGGGUAAACAGUAUUUAUAAUAGGACUAUUACUUUUCUCUGGCUUCAACCGUUAUUUUCGCGUCGAAGUACUGAGCAUGCGCUUGCCGAAAAUACGUUCGCCUUUCAGGUUCAGUCAGUCGUGCACAUAGAUGGGAACAAUCGGGGAAGUACAGCGGAUUUCAUUUGUUCUCAUUGUAUUGAUUACCUAUAUCUUUAUGACUCACCACCAGAUCCCUGCCCUGGUAACUGGUCACACUACAGUGGAUUCUGUUACCACGUGAGCAAUAUCCCAUGCAAUCAGAGACAGGCAAGGUCCUUUUGUCAUUCUCUGCAUGGAGAUCUAGUGAAGGUAACUAGCGCUGAGGAAAACGAGUUCGUCUUGUACCUGGCAAGGAAGUUCGCACGGAAUGGUAAACCUGCGUGGAUUGGUCUGUAUUAUCAUGCACCCUCCCGUGCGUAUUGUUGGACUGACAAUUCGGUACCGACAUACACUAACUGGGCUCCAAAAGAACCCAGUGGGUAUUCUAAAGAACCGUGCGCAGCGAUGUACACUGGGUUAUCGCAUCUCCCCACGUGGGCAACUGGAUACUGGAACGAUAUUCUGUGCACAGUCAAAUAUAACACCGUCUGUAAGAGGUUGGCCUAGUUGCAAUGAUAAAUAAGUCAACAUACAUUCAAUAAUCUUUUCGUUGGGUGCUGGUAAAUUAGUGCAAUACAAAGUGUUGUUGCAAAACUAUGGCGUUUAAAUCAUAAUCCCGAGCCAAGUAGGUAGUGCUUAGUGUGAAUUUUCAUGAUAACCGGAGAACGUCUUGUAUAAUAGCUUAAAAUAAUACUUCGAAAAGGUGUUUAAAUAUUUGUUUUGCUUUUGACAAUGACACUUAAACCCUUCAUCUUCGACUAUGCACUUCUAGUAAUGCACUGCAAGAGAAUAUCAAUAUUAUCUUAUGCACUGUAGGUUGCAUUCCCUUAAUUUCUUUUAAAUGUACCUUUACUUUCGUUUAGUUUAUCGUAAAAGGUACACGUGCGAGCGUAGCUGAACUUUUAGAUGUUAUAAACUGACUGAGUUCCCCUGAGUGCCCUGAUUAACCAAAAACCCUUUCAUUUAUUGCACCGUUAACCCUUUAACUCCCAGAACAAAUUUGUAAUUCUCCUUACUGUAAACCAUACAAUUCUUAUAAUGUUAGUUGUGAGAAUUUGGUAUUGGAUCAAUUAAUUACCUCCAAAAUGAUAGUUU
Messenger RNA from Pocillopora meandrina, 7551 nucleotides. Lineage: Eukaryota; Metazoa; Cnidaria; Anthozoa; Scleractinia; Pocilloporidae. The record is from the annotation of a GenBank genome assembly.